Messenger RNA from Cuscuta epithymum, 1210 nucleotides. Lineage: Eukaryota; Viridiplantae; Streptophyta; Magnoliopsida; Solanales; Convolvulaceae. The record is from the annotation of a GenBank genome assembly.
UAGAUUUCUUAUUACAACAUAGAAUCUUGAACAAGACUCGACGGUACUGAAGAGGCUGAGGAAGAGCUGGGAAAAAUGGGGGAGCCUUUCCCAACUUGCAGUUCAUGAUGAGGAUUUUCUCUGCCGCAAACUCAAAGUCACAACGGCACAACGCUAUCUGAUAUCACUAUGCGUGGUAUUUCAAGAGCUUCACACUCUUAUUCACCUUUCUCACCGGAUGGCCUUUUCUGCAAUUUCAGCUCCGGCGACCAAUCUCGUCGCCGCUCGCAAAUUCCCGAAGGUCCACCAACCCCACUCUCUCCCCGCCUCCGCCACCCACAACGCCGCCGGUUAUAGCAGCAGCCGUGGCGGCACUGUCAUCAUUAAUAGUAGUGAUCCCAAGUGGAGGGCCAAUGUAUCUUCAUUCCCAUCUUUCUUUAAUUUUUACAAAACAAAAGACCCAAAAGCCAUUAAAGAAGAGCUCUUUGAGGCACUUGCGCCCCUAGAUCGUGGGGCGGAUGCGUCUCCUGAAGACCAAGAUCAGAUUGAGCAGAUUGUUAGGAAGCUGGAAGCGGUCAAUCCUACAAAACAGCCUCUGAAGUCUCCUUUCUUAAAUGGAAAGUGGGAACUUUUGUAUACAACUUCACAAUCAAUACUCCAAACAAAUAGACCAAAGUUCUUAAGAUCAAGAACAAACUACCAAGGGAUCAACAUUGACACCCUUCGAGCACAAAAUAUGGAAUCUUGGCCCACCUUCAACCAGGUGACAGCAGAUUUAACUCCAAUAAAUGCAAGAAAGGUGAAUGUAAAGUUUGAUUACUUCAAAAUUGUAGGGCUGAUACCAAUAAAAGCUCCUGAAACAGCUCGUGGGUCACUGGAUAUUACUUACUUGGAUGAAGAAAUGAGAGUAUCAAGAGGUGAUAAAGGCAACCUCUUCAUUCUGAAAAUGGUGGACCCCUCUUACCGGGUUCCUCUGAAAUAGCCACCAUGAAGAGAGAUCUUUCCUCUAUAUGUGUGUAUGUGUGGAGCCUAGUUAGGGUCAAAUCCUAAUUAGGUUAUGCUAACAGGUGAUUAAUUUGGAUGAAAGUUGACCUGACAAAGAGGAAUAAUAAAGUGGAGCAUUUGGAUCUUUAUAUUGUAAAAUUUGGGACAUUAAAUUAGUUAUCUCCACAUAUUGUUCAAAAGUACAGAAUUGAUACAAAUAAUGGUGGUAUGAAUCAUCAUAUCCAAA